Molecule: messenger RNA, 2629 nt
Organism: Astyanax mexicanus (Mexican tetra)
Lineage: Eukaryota; Metazoa; Chordata; Actinopteri; Characiformes; Acestrorhamphidae
Gene: slc29a2
Product: solute carrier family 29 member 2
Exons: 13
Coding region: 285-1634 (449 amino acids)
Biological process (GO): adenine transport; guanine transport; uridine transmembrane transport
Cellular component (GO): basolateral plasma membrane; plasma membrane
Molecular function (GO): nucleoside transmembrane transporter activity
Source: RefSeq, a predicted model, not a curated record
UUAUAUUAUUCAGAAUGUGAAUAAUAAUGAUGAAUUUCAUCAUAUGGGGUUCACUUCACAGAGACAUGCUAGUGAGAUUAUUACCCGCCCAGAACGAGGCGUGUAGAGUUCUGAACACCCCCAUGGAGGAAAUCACGUAUAAUGGGCGCCAAAUUUUGUAUUUUUUUUUUGUUGUUGUUGCAUUUAACAGUUAACGUUACUAGGGUGGUGAGGAGUUACAAGAGUCUGUGAGGGCAGAAGUCUGAGCGCCUGUGUGUUCAGCGUUUAGGAGACAGAAGAGCAAGAUGAAAUGUGCAUCAGAUGAUCGAGGCCUUGUGGCCAUCAUCCUGUUCAUUCUGGGAAUGGAAACGCUUCUUCCGUGGAAUUUCUUUGUGACUGCCUUUGAUUAUUUUAAUGACCGGCUAAACACAACAACAGUGGGCAAUGUCUCUCAACCUGGCCAGACUGAUAAAUACAUGUUCAACAACAUGUGUGCGCUGAUUUCUCAGCUACCUUUGCUGAUGUUCACCCUCCUGAACUCUUUUCUCUACCAGCAUAUUGCGGAGAGGAUACGGAUAAUGGGCAGCAUGGUCUUUAUAUUACUGCUCUUCAUCCUCACUGCAGCUUUGGUAAAGGUGACGAUGGAACAAGACAUUUUCUACAACAUCACCAUGACAACCAUUUGGUUCAUGAACAUGUUUAGUGCAGUGCUGCAGGGCAGUCUGUUUGGUCUGGUUGGGAAGCUCCCUCAGAAGUAUAGCUCCUUUUUUAUGAGUGGCCAGGCUGUGGCCGGUAUCUUCUCUGCUGUGGCUAUGUUGAUCUCAAAGAUAUCUAAAGCAGACAAUGAGAAUGCUGCUCUGGGCUACUUUUUGACUCCUUGUGUGGCCACUUUACUCGCACUGUGCUGUUACUUAUUUCUUCCUCACCUGAAAUUUGCUCGUCUUUAUUUAGAAGAUGGACCUAGUAACCGAACAGAGAGUGUCACCUUGGUGAAAGUCAAACUCAGUGAGCCUGCCUACUAUCCAGAGUCCAAUGGACAGAGCCUGUUAACUGGCCCUGAAUCUAAAGGCUUCAAGACUACUGAUAUAGAAGAGAAGCGGGAAGAGCAGUAUGAAGAGAAAUUACCUGUGCUGUCAGUCUUAAAAAAGAUUUGGGUUAUGGCCUUGUGUGUGACGUGUGUGUUCAUGGUCACGCUGUCGGUUUUCCCAGCGAUCACUGUGCUAGUGCAACCAGCUGCCCUGUUCACUGGGACAUGGGCUGAUAUUUUCACUGCCCUGUGCUGUUUUCUGGUCUUCAAUGUAAUGGACUGGGUUGGACGAAGUGUCACCUCAGUUGUCCAGUUUCCCUCUAAAGAAAGCUGUCUGUUCCCGAUCUUUGUGGUGGCUCGAGUGAUCUUCAUCCCUGCGCUCAUGCUGUGCAACAUUCCAGCUCGCACAUACCUGCCAGUAGUUUUCCAGCAUGAAUUUGCCUAUAUACUUCUCAUGUCGUUGUUUGCUAUGACAAAUGGGUACCUUGCCUGUCUCUGCAUGUCCUAUGCACCACAGUUGGUGAGGUCUAAAGAUGCAGAGACAGCUGGGGCUCUGAUGACCUUCUUCCUGGCUUUGGGGCUGUCCCUCGGAGCUGCACUCUCAUUUGUGCUGAAAAUGCUUUUAUAGGUGUCACUGGUGGCACCCCAGCCUGACUCAUCGCUUUUAGCACUUACUCGCUAUGACUUUAUUACCUUUUUUCUCAAACCCUGUCACCUCCUCUCUUUGGUGUAGAUUCGAACUCAUUCUUACAUUUUCAUUUAAUUCCAGUCUCCCCCCACUUUUUUGGAGACAUGCCUUGCAGUAAAGCCUGGCACAAUUGGCAGUGCCUAUAGUAAACUACUGAACUUCUGUACAGAUAACAAAUACAGACAGACAAAAAACAAUUUAAAAAACCUAAAUAAGGGAUCUAACUGUAACUGUAACUGAUAAGGGCUUGCUCUAACUAUAAGGGAUUUUUAUGUUUAAAUUUUUAAAUUAUUGAGUACCUUUUAUAUAUAAAAAGUUUAUUGCUAACUGCCUUUUUAUACUUUUGUACUUUAUAUAUUUCUAUGUUUUAAGAGUUUCCUAUUUAUUUAUUGUAAACUGAUUUUUUUUAAAUGGGUUUUAAGAUACAGAAUAGCUUAUAGAUAAAUUAAAAGCUUUGAACACCUGGUUCCUCUCUCCUGUGUAGAGUGGUCUAAGUAAUUCUCAAUAGUAAUCAAACAGUACAUAUUACUUCAGACCACUUUGGAUAAUGGUUAAUUUAUUUAGUUAUAGUGCAUGUUUUUUUAAAAAGAUAACACGCACAAUUCUCAGUGACUGUAUUUGUAUUGAUUAGGAUUAAGGCAGACUGCAUCUGCAGAGAUUAUGUAUUUGUGGUGGUCCCCUAUUAAAGGUCAUUAUGGCAGACAGCAUGGUUUGCAAAUAAAAGUUGGGUCAUUUUUAAUAUGUAUGUGUUCAGUUGACUCAACUUAAAGAACACCAAACAUCUGUUGAAAAGUCACUGUCCCAUUUUCUUAUUUACAACAGUGAUAAGGCAGCUACUCUGUAUUUUUCUCAUUUUAUUGCACUGUAUUGUAUCUGUUUGGUUGAAGAAAACUUUUUUGAAAUUUUACAAAUAAAUGUAUUUGUUUUUUCACUCA